CGGGGCUGGGCUGUGAUUGGGCGGCGUCGCGGUGGGCGUGGUCUCCGGGCCGUAGAUUGGGACGUCCCGCCAUCCCGCGGGCAGGUCCAGUCAAGAUGGCGCUGCUGGCUGGGCUGCGCGUCCCGGCGCGCUCGCUGCUCCGAGCAGGGGCCCGCCUGCGGGAUGCAGCCCUCGGGCGCUGGGAGCGGGCAGCCGGCGGCGGCGGGGACGGCGCGCGGAGCUUCGGGAGCCAGCGGGUGCUGGUGGAGCCGGACGCGGCCACAGGGGUGGCGGUGAUGAAGCUGUGGAACCCCCCGGUGAACAGCCUCAGCCUGGACCUGCUCACUGAGUUGGUCAUCAGCCUGGAGAAGCUGGAGAACGAGAAGACCUUCCGGGGCAUCAUCCUGACCUCAGACCUCCCGGGCAUCUUCUCUGCCGGCCUAGAUCUGACAGAGAUGUGCGGCCGGAACCCCGCACAUUACGCCGAGUACUGGAAGGCCCUGCAGGAGCUGUGGCUGCGGCUCUACCAAACCCACCUGGUGGUGAUCGCCGCCAUCAACGGCGCCAGCCCAGCCGGGGGCUGCCUUUUAGCCCUCAGCUGCGACUACCGGGUUCUGGCUGACAACCCCAAGUUCAUCAUCGGGCUCAAUGAGACCCUGCUGGGCAUCGUCGCCCCCUUCUGGUUCAAAGACACAAUGAUAAACACCAUCGGGCACAGGGCCACCGAGCGUGCCCUGCAGCUGGGGCUGCUCUUCCGGCCGGCCGAGGCCCUGCAGGUGGGCGUGGUGGACCAGGUGGUGCCCGAGGGCCAGGUGCAGGGCGCUGCGCUCUCAGCCAUGACCCAGUGGCUGGCCAUCCCAGACCACGCCCGCCAGCUCACCAAGAGCAUGAUGCGGAAGGCCACAGCCGACCGGCUGCUGACGCAGCGUGAGGCUGACAUCCAGAACUUCGUGAGCUUCCUCUCCAGAGACUCCAUCCAGAAGGCGCUCCAGGUCUACCUGGAGAAGCUGCGGCAGAAGAAGGGCUGAGGGCCGCCUGCCGAGUGGGCCCAUGGCCACGUGCUACAAGGACGUCCCACAAGGUCGCUUGCAGCCUGAAAGCACUUUUAGCUCUGUUUUGCCGGCGUAGACUCCUGCCUGUAGCACUGUCCAGAGCCACCGCUGCCCCUGAGGGCUGUCAGUCUGGUGGGGGAGGGGGGCAACACCUGGCCUGAGAAGUGUGUCUGGGCAGGUGGGGUCACACUGGACCCUGGCCUUGUCACCUCUGAAGUGUCCUUCCCCCAAGAAUUGUGAAUAAAAGUCCUUGGGUUGUCCCUCCUGGA
Molecule: messenger RNA, 1300 nt
Organism: Erinaceus europaeus (western European hedgehog)
Lineage: Eukaryota; Metazoa; Chordata; Mammalia; Eulipotyphla; Erinaceidae
Gene: ECI1
Product: enoyl-CoA delta isomerase 1
Exons: 7
Coding region: 96-1007 (303 amino acids)
Biological process (GO): fatty acid beta-oxidation
Cellular component (GO): mitochondrion
Molecular function (GO): enoyl-CoA hydratase activity
Source: RefSeq, a predicted model, not a curated record